Messenger RNA from Rubroshorea leprosula, 948 nucleotides. The record is from the annotation of a GenBank genome assembly. NCBI's taxonomy places the organism in Eukaryota, Viridiplantae, Streptophyta, Magnoliopsida, Malvales, Dipterocarpaceae.
CUCUUCCCUUCUCCGCCAUAAAUACUUUCCUCCUGAUGCCCUGUUUCAUCUCGUUCGCAAGCAUUUGCUGUUUUCUGCCCUGCAUUUUCUUUUGAAUCAUCCCUAACAUCCUUAAAACACCACAAACUAAACUCAGAAUCUCCAAAAACAGAGAUGGCACGCCAAUUUGUUGCGCUUCUCCUUGUUUUCUUGGCUGUUGCAGGGGCAGUCUCUGCAGCCUCCUCACCUUCACCCUCUCCAUCCACUUCCCCCGCCUCCGCCACUCCCAAAGAAUCUCCAAAGUCAUCUCCAUCUGCCUCCCCUGCCGCAACUCCCAAAGAAUCUCCAAAGUCAUCUCCAUCGUCCUCCCCUGCCGCUACCCCUAAGGGCUCCUCUGCUCCUACUCCCUCCCCUGCUUCUAAGAGUCCCAGCCCCAAGAGCUCCACUUCCCCUGCUGGGGCUCCCAAUGCCGACUCUCCCGAGAGCUCUGCUUCUGCCUCUCCUCCGGAUGCGGGGUCCCCUGAUGUCUCAUCCCCUCCUACCCCUGGCAUUGAUGUUGAUGUACCUUCCCCUGGACCUGCUGCUGGCACCACCGCUGACGCUCCCAGCACUGAUACCCCCGCCCCUGCACCACCUAAGGCUGGCGCCGCUGCUCUCAAGGCCUCUGGUAUCGUUGGUGCCGCAGCUGUCGCCGGCUUCCUCUUCUUCUAAGCUCGUCAUUAACGUAUAAACAGGAAUCUCCUGAUGAUAUAACAUAUAUUGUUAGAUUAUCUGGAAAUGGAAAUGACGGUUUGAAUUGUAUCAAUCUUUAAGGAGCCGAUACAAACAACAGGAGGCCUGCCCCUAAGAUUAGAAUCAGAUUAUUUUAUAUUCGCAAUUUUUUUUUUUGGGGGUAAAUAAACAAUAUACCAAAAUAUAAAUAUGUAUAUAUAUAUAUAUUUAACUAGCUUAUAAAUUGUUGGAAAUUAC